Messenger RNA from Halichondria panicea, 1582 nucleotides. RefSeq lists its product as uncharacterized. The transcript is spliced from 2 exons. The record is from RefSeq and is a predicted model, not a curated record. Bases 321 to 1430 code for a protein of 369 amino acids. Lineage: Eukaryota; Metazoa; Porifera; Demospongiae; Suberitida; Halichondriidae.
CACUAUAAUUCCCUGGGAUUCUCCCCAAACAUGCAGUAUAAUGAACAACACCUGUGCAUGUUUGGGGAGAGUCCCAGGGAAUGGCCUGAGAUAGAUUGGGGAGAAUCCCAGGGGAUGGCCAGAGAUAGAUUGGGGAGAGUCCCAGGGGGUGGCCUGAGAUUUACAUGAAUGCAGCAUGCCUAUAAAAAGAAUCAGCAAACUCAUUUGAGCUAAACUAUAGGUCAAGUGAAGUUGAUGCUCAUUGCAUAAGACUCAACACCAGAAUUAAAGGUCGCUUCAACAACUUCUUCUGUGACCAGUUGCUUCUGCUAUCUUUUGUGAUGGCUAAGAAGAGACCACGUGAAGUUACAGAUUUUGAUGCGAUUGGAGAUGAAUUGAUCCCGAGUGCAACAGUUCGUUGUGUUUUAACUUCUCUGUCACCCAUCAAGAAAGGAAGAAAGUGCAAGUAUUUUGAUGGCAGCGCUACAGAUGGAAAAACAAGACGUCGACUUUUGUCGUUUUCAGAGAGUCAGCUGGAGUUGUUGCAGAAGUUCAAAAGAGCCAAAGAGACGGUAGAGCUCAGAGACUGUCAAGUGAAGCGAGGAAUAAGAGGAGACCAGAUGGAAAUUGUGCUGAAGUCAAACACUGAAAUCGCGCGUUGCUCAAAACAGCUGGACAGCAGCAACAUUGACUUUGAUGAUGGUGUCGUUCCCGAAGUACCUGUUUCGGCCUUUGAAGGAAAAUGUGUUUAUGAUGUGGUGAGUGUUCGUGCGAAAGUGCACACAGUCUAUGAACGAGAGAUUCUUGAUGACGGUAAAGUCAAGCAAGAUAUUUGUAUUUCUGACGCCAGUGGUGCUGGAAGAGUGACGGUGUGGGGAUCUCAUGUUGGAACAAUGGCCGUAGGAGACAGCUAUUUGCUUUCAGGUUUCAUUGUCAAAGAGUUCCGUGGAAACAAGUAUCUCAGCAUGCGUAAAGAAGGAUCGAACAUAGAGAAAAUUGAUGAUGUUGGAGCAGUGAUGAACGUUGAUGAAACCAAUGUUAACAUAGGUGGAUCAAUAAGGAAUGCUAGAAUUGUUUGUGUGAUGGAGUUUGUAUCUAGGAAGGUGUGUAUUGUCUGCUAUAGUUAUGUUGAACCUGGUCCUGGUAGUCCACCAGUUCAUGGACGCUGUUUGACUUGCAAUGUGGCUCAGCGGUAUGAUUGUUGUUCUAGUUCUCUGUUUGCGAAGCUGAUGUUUAAAGUUGAUGGAGGAGAAUGCGUUACUCUCAAUGCUAAUGCUUACAUCCUGCGGAGUCUUCUUGGAAUAUCAGAGAAAGAUGUUGCAGACGAGCUGUCGAUACUGAGUGUUCCAAAAUUUGAAUCGGUUUCGUUCAAUGGACAGGAUACAAUGACAGAUUUUAAGUUUGAAUCUGAAACUGAAGAAGCAGAAGUGAAACAAAAGACAUCUGUAUAAACGUUCGAAUUAGAUCUAUAGUGACUGAAUUGUUUUAAGUACCGUGCAUGUGCCAUAAUAAUUAUGUAUGCAUGGCCGUACAGAUAUAAUUAUUGUAGCUGCAUGUUUGUGUUUCGUUGUACUUAACGUGGAUUUCUAUAUACUUAAAAUUG